Messenger RNA from Adineta steineri, 1755 nucleotides. The record is from the annotation of a GenBank genome assembly. NCBI's taxonomy places the organism in Eukaryota, Metazoa, Rotifera, Eurotatoria, Adinetida, Adinetidae.
AUGGCAUCUGAAAGUGAAACUGAAAUAGAUCAAUCUAUUGAAGUACAUGAGAAGAAGAAAAAAGAUAAGUUAAAAAAGAAAAAGCGAAAACUUGAAAAUGGUAAUGAAGUGACAACAAAUAACAAAAAGAAAGCAAAAAAACAAAAAUUAGAACAAGAAAAUGAAGAAGAAGAAGAAGAAAUAGUGAAUGAUGAUGGAGAUCUUUCAUCAACUUCUAUCGAUGCAAAUAGAGAUGAUAAAAUCGAAACAACCGGUGAAUAUAUUCCAUCUGGUGGUAAUCUAACAUCCGUUAGCUUUGAAUCAUUAGCGGACAGAGGCGUUUCUGAUUUAACAUUAAAAGCUCUUAGUGAAAUGAAAUUAACAACAAUGACUGAAAUUCAAGCAAAAUCUAUUCUACCAUUACUCGAAGGACGUGAUUUACUUGCAUCAGCUAAAACAGGUUCGGGUAAAACAUUAGCAUUUCUUAUUCCUGUUGUUGAAUUGAUGUAUAAAUUACGUUUUAUGCCACGUAAUGGUACUGGAGCAAUCAUUAUAUCACCAACACGUGAAUUAGCUAUGCAAACAUAUUCCGUGGUAAAAGAAUUAUUAGCCUAUCAUCAUCAUACAUAUGGUUUAAUUAUGGGUGGAACAGGACGACAAGAUGAAGUUAAAAAACUUACUAAAGGUGUGAAUAUUAUUGUUGCAACACCAGGUCGUUUACUCGAUCAUCUUCAAAAUACAAAAGAUUUUAUGUAUAAAAACUUACAAUGUUUAAUUAUCGAUGAAGCUGAUCGAAUUUUAGAUAUUGGUUUCGAAGAAGAAAUGAAACAAAUUAUACGUUUAUUACCAAAACGUCGUCAAACAAUGUUAUUCUCUGCUACUCAAACUCGACGUAUUGAAGAUUUAGCUAAAAUUUCACUUAAAAAAGAACCAUUAUAUGUUGGUGUUGAUGAUGCAACUGAUCAAGCAACUGUUGAAGGACUUGAACAAGGUUAUGUUGUUGUUCCACAAGAUAAACGAUUUCUUUUAUUAUUUACAUUUUUAAAAAAGAAUCAAAAGAAAAAAAUGAUGGUCUUUUUUUCAUCAUGUAUGGCAGUUAAAUAUUAUAAUGAAUUACUCAAUUAUAUUGAUAUACCAGUGUUGAGUAUUCAUGGAAAACAAAAACAAGCCAAACGAACACAUACAUUUUUUGAAUUUUGUAAUGCUGAAACAGGCAUUUUGUUAUGUACGGAUGUAGCAGCGCGUGGUUUAGAUAUUCCAGCAGUUGAUUGGAUUAUUCAAUUUGAUCCUCCAGAUGAUCCAAAAGAAUAUAUUCAUCGUGUUGGUCGUACUGCACGUGCUGGUGCUCAUGGUCAUGCAUUACUUAUUUUAACACCACAAGAACUUGGCUUUCUUCUUUAUCUUAAACAAGCUCGAGUAACAUUAAGUGAAUUUGAAUUUGCAUGGAAUAAAAUAGCCGAUAUUCAACCUCAAUUGGAGAAAUUAAUUGAAAAAAAUUAUUUUCUUCAUUUAAGUGCUAAAGAAGCUUAUAAAGCAUAUGUUCGAGCAUAUGCAAGUCAUAGUAUGAAAAAUGUUUACGAUGUUGAAAAAUUAGAUUUGGUUAAAGUUGCAUACAGUUUUGGCUUUCGUGUUCCACCUGUUGUUGAUCUUGGUGUUUAUUCAAGUAAAAAGGGAACAAAAUCGAAAAGUGGAUUCGUUCGACCGAAACAAGAACGAAAAGUUAAAAUCUUUAAAAAUUUAAGCAAUGAAAAAUCGAAAAAGAAAUUUACACGAUAA